This is a messenger RNA of Alternaria arborescens, 987 nucleotides long. RefSeq names its product Target of rapamycin complex subunit. The record is from RefSeq and is a predicted model, not a curated record. The transcript is spliced from 4 exons. Gene Ontology annotation, cellular component: TORC1 complex; TORC2 complex. Gene Ontology annotation, molecular function: protein binding. Lineage: Eukaryota; Fungi; Ascomycota; Dothideomycetes; Pleosporales; Pleosporaceae. Gene Ontology annotation, biological process: TOR signaling; regulation of actin cytoskeleton organization. Bases 1 to 987 code for a protein of 328 amino acids.
AUGUCGGUCAUUCUGUGCACUGCCGGCUACGACCACACGAUCAGAUUCUGGGAAGCACUCUCUGGUAUAUGCUCCCGAACUAUCCCGCACCCAGACUCCCAAGUCAACCGUCUAUGCAUAUCGCCUGACAAGCGAUAUCUCGCCGCCGCUGGCCACCACACGGUCAAGCUUUACGAUAUCAAGUCAACCAAUCCGAACGCGAUCCUCACCUUCGAUGGCCACACGUCAAAUAUCACUGGUGUCGCCUUCCACUGCGAGUCAAAGUGGCUCGUCACCUCGUCCGAAGACGGCACAGUCAAGAUCUGGGAUACGCGAUCAGGCAAUGUCCAGCGUAACUACACCCACGGUGUUCCCGUCAACGAUGUGGUUAUCCAUCCAAACCAGGGCGAACUCAUCAGCUGCGACCGUGGUGGCAACGUAAGAAUCUGGGACUUGGGAGAGAAUAAGUGUUCUCACCAGCUCAUCCCUGAGGACGAUGUGAGCGUGGCUAGUGUUACGGUUGCUAGUGAUGGCAGCAUGGUGUGUGCGGGCAACAACGCCGGCAACGUCUACGUCUGGCGCAUGAUACAGCGUAGCGAUACCACCUCCAUCCUCCCCAUCUGCAAGUUUGUCGCACAUACUACCUACAUCACCCGUGUCCUUCUUUCCCCAGACGUCCGUCACCUAGCCACCUGUUCCGCCGACCACACCGCACGCAUAUGGUCUGUUGAUCCUACUGCCCCUCACAACGUCACGCCCAACGACAACUUGCCAUCAGCUAGCGAGCGCGAUCCUGCUGCUUUCCCGUUGGAGACUACACUACACGGUCAUCAGCGCUGGGUAUGGGACUGCGCCUUCUCAGCGGACAGCGCCUACCUAGUCACCAGCUGCUCAGAUCAUUACGCGAGGCUAUGGGAACUUGGUAGCCAGAGCAUCAUUCGGCAGUACAACGGACAUCAUCGUGGUGCUGUGUGUGUUGCGCUCAACGACACGGCCGUUGGCAACUAG